AUCAAUAAGGGAUGAAAAAGAUAUUCAGCUAUGUCGUUCAGAAAUCAACGAAUAUAAUAGGACAUCAGAGAACAUUAGAGAAGAAGAACAGAAAAAGAUUCAUAUGAAAUUAAAAGAAUGUGAAACUAAGCUUAGUCAAUCUGUAAUAAUUCCCACAACAUGCAUCCUUUUCGGAGAUUAUUCAGGAGUUCAUCAACUAAAUGUCUCUGGCAUAGGUUUAUUCAAUGUUUUGUGCGAUAGUCAGUUAGCUGGACCUGGAUGGAUUGUAAUACAACAACGAGUUGGGGGAAAUGAGAGUUUCGAUAGGGAUUGGGCAACGUAUCGUAAAGGUUUCGGUUCUUUUGAAAGUGAUUUCUUUCUUGGCUUAGAGAAAAUACAUCGUAUCACGAGCUUGCAGCGUUUCGAACUUUACAUUCAUUUGGUUGCUCGGAAUGGAAGUACCUACAACGCUCGUUAUGACGACUUCAAAAUAUCUGAUGAAGAUAAUGGAUAUUCACUGAGUUUGGGUAAAUUGAAUGGAACUGUUUUUGAGGAUGGCUUGAGAUACUAUGAAAACACGAAAUUCACAACAUUCGAUCACGACAACGACAAAAAUGAUCGUGGUAAUUGCGCAGACUGGUUUAAAAGUGGCUGGUGGUACAAUAAUUGUUUUUCUAGUAAUUUAAAUGCACCAUAUGAGCAGAAACUACGUUGGUGCUACUAUGAGUGCAUUUUCCUUAAAGAAGUUAAGAUACUAAUUCGCCCCAAAGAAGCGAUGAAGAAGUGAUAAACUGAAAAGCUGAAAUUCCCAUAUUUGACUCAAUUAUGUAAUCAUUUACAUAUACAUAUAUAAUUGGUGCAUUAAGAAAUUGCGUUCUGAAAAAUAAAACGAUCGACUAUUUAAUGCAGCGAUUUAUUUUU
Drosophila nasuta is the source of this 900-nucleotide messenger RNA. Its product is annotated as ficolin-2-like. The record is from RefSeq and is a predicted model, not a curated record. Lineage: Eukaryota; Metazoa; Arthropoda; Insecta; Diptera; Drosophilidae. The transcript has 2 exons. Bases 104 to 766 code for a protein of 220 amino acids.